AUGUGCUGAAAGCCAGAGUCAGAAAGCAAAAGGGGAACUCUGAAACUCACAGCGUGUUAACAGGAAGACUGAUUUCUAUCUGAAGAGCUGCAACUGAGAGCGCUGGAAAAUGUGUAAAGGAUUAGCUGCUUUACCCCAGUCCUGCCUGGAAAGGGCCAAGGAGAUCAAGCUGAAAUUGGGAGUUUUACUGCAGAAGCCGGAAAAUGCCAUCGACCUCAUCAUCCCCUACCCGGAGAAGACCGAGAAGAAGCCGGAGAAGCUGCAGAAGCCUGCUCUCGAGGAGGCUGCUCAGUGGCGUGAGAGUCUGGACCGAGUCCUGAACAACAGCUAUGGUCUGUCUGCCUUCCGCAGCUUCCUGCAGUCCGAGUUCAGCGAUGAGAACAUCGAGUUCUGGAUGGCCUGCGAGGACUUCAAGAAGACCAAGAACCCUGUGAAGAUGGCCGCCAAGGCCAAGAAGAUCUAUGAAGACUUCAUCCAGUCUGAGGGACCCAGAGAGGUGAACAUUGAUCACUCCACCAAGGAUGUGACCCUGAGAAACCUGGUGGACCUCUCCCCUGUGACCUUUGACCUGGCCCAGAAGAGGAUCUACGCCCUGAUGGAAAAGGACUCCUUUGGCCGUUUCCUCCGGUCCGAGCAGUACCAGGAGCUCCUGGUCAACUAAGCCAGAGCAGGAAAGCUGAGGAGUCGGGGGGGGGGGGGGGUUCAAACAGCAGUUACUUAUAAUGAAAAUAUUAGGACACAACUUCUAAUUUUUUAAAAUUAAAUAUUUCUAAUAAACUACCACUGUGUAUGGGAGCUUGAGAACCGAAGAACUUUUAUUUUACAAAGCAUUCAAAUAGAUCAAGUGUGAAAAAAUUACUUGAAAAUCAUGUUUCAAAAUUUAGCUAAAAGGGAAGGACUGCCUUUUGAAACAGCCCCACCUCCCCCCCGAACACACACAAACACACACAUUCUUGAACUUAUAUCUACGUGACGACCUGCAGUUAACAUCAAUCAACAACCUGAAACCUCACAAAAAGGUUGAAAUACAGGUCAUCAAGAUCCACAUCAAACCGUGUGUCUAUAAAGAACAUACAACUCAAUCUUAUCAAUUAGGCCACAAAGUCAGUUCUUUAAUUUUAAAAGCAUAGGCAAAGUAUUGUCGUGAUAUUACCCCUAGAAGACAGUACCUGACUCGACUUGUGUGUCAAGGUGUUGUGGCUUUGACAUACAUGCUUACACAGAUUUCUAGUUAUGUGUAAGUUUGACCCCACUGGCUGCCAAGGAUGAACUUCUGUCAAAGAGCAGUAACAAUGUUAACAAAAAAAAGGAGGCCUGACCUGGCAUUGGUUUCACUACAGGUGAAAAGGAAGGAAGAUUACUGGUCUUACCUUUUGACCUCCAUGUUGUCUUCACUGUCAACAAACACUAACCAGUCUGGAAAAUUCAAAGCAUCCAAAAUAGACCAAGAAAAAGCAGCAUCACAGUUACAGCUGGGCAUUUUACACAAAGACGGUCUCAUGCAGCACAACACAUUUGUAUAAAUUAGCUGUUUCCUGGCCAGAUGAGGCAACCACCUAGCUCACUUAGACCUAAAAACAACCGUGCCUUAAUGUAAAACUGAUGCAGAUGGUGGAUUGUUUUUAAAAAGACAGUAAACUGUUACCAGGGGUCAAUCAAAAUUAAUCAAAUUAAAAUCUGACUAAAAACAAUUUGCAGGUUUUGACAAAUGAAUAGGCUGAACCCAAAAAAAAAAAAUCGCAGAAAUGUUCAAUCAUUUUAAAACAGUUGUGACCCUCCUUCUCUUGCUGUAGAUAUACACAUCUUACUCAGAGAGAUGUCAGAGUGACCUAUUAAGUGCUUUGUGGUUUUCUUAGGAAGACUCAAAAGAUGUAAUACUGAGAGCUUGGAAAGGACUACAGGAGAAAACCAAUAGGAAACACAGUUGGUUAUUCUUAAAUUAAUAGAUCCCUUUAAUCAUUUCCAGCAAGGACCAAAUAUUUUGUCAUUUUAAAAAAAGAACCCUAACCCGUUACAUAGCGGACCCCCCUUCCAGUAUCAAUGCAUGAAUAAUGAUGAUCGCAUAACUCUCCCUUUUGCCUCUUCUCUCUCACACUCACAUAGGCAGCAAGUUUGGAUUUUCACCAACAAAACCCCCUUGGUUGUGGGGCAUCCUGUGAGAGCCAUCCUUGAGAACAGUGCUGACUAGUUGGCUCAGUGGUCGAGCUCCUUGGCUACCACUUAACUGCAAGUUGCUAAGAUGGGAAAAUCAAGUAGGAGGGAAUCUCAGAAAAAGAAGUGAACAGAGCAGUAGUUUUAUAUAAUGAGGUCUUUUUCCCAUGUGAUAAUACCAAAGUUACCGUAUAUGUAUGCAUGCUAAAAAAAAAAGUUAUUAAUAAAUAAGUGGUAAUUUACUGGUAAAAACUAAAAAAAAAUCAAAACAAAACAUGGGAAACUGAACUUGCAGGUUGGUUUUGAGCACUAGAUAUUGACAAUACUCAUCAUAUUUAAAGUUUAAAAUCAAAGUUUAGAGUCAUUAAGGGAAUAGUGGCACUGCGAUAAUAGUCACACUUGAUAAAUCCAAUGCUUUAUGUACUUUUCAUGUUAUUUUCCAGAUUAGCACUUUCCACUUUUAGCCACAAGUUAUUAUCCACUACUACAUACUGUAUCCAAACACUGGUAUUCACCUAACUUACACUAAGACGAGACACAGACUGACGGUGACGGUGGAGUUGGUGUUGGUGUGCAAUGUUAAAGUGUUCUAAAUAUAUACAUUUAGUUUGAUGUAGCAACCAUAAAGUCAUUAUAUUUACUCUUUAAUGUCUUUUUACAUUAGACAAAAGCAUAUGUGUCUUAACCCAAACAAAAAUAUGAAUUAGAUAUUCAGCAUUUCAUAAGUCCUUAUUGUUCCCAUGAUUACAAAUAAUCAAACCACUGGAAAUAUGACAGGUUAGGAGGUCAGGAGUGACAUAUUUCUCAACUUAUCAAUUGAUGUUUUUUAUUUUUUUUUAUUGAUUACUCAGAAAAUCUGUCAUUGGAAUGAACAACAAAUCUCAAAAAUCUGACUGAAAGUUUCCCAUUCAAUUUUAACAACAUUGACAAGGGUUUGCUCUGACACAGAUUGGCCAGUCUGGUGUCUGAACCUACGCAACAAAAAUCACAGACAAAUCAAUAAGGGCUUUAACACUGCUGAGUAUGCAUUAUUCCAUGUAGCCUUGCAUGUAUGUUUUGGAGUUAACCUCAUAAAAAUAUAUAUAUGCAUACAAUUCCUGAAGAUGUAUUUAUUUUUACGUGUAAAUAUCAACUAUUUACAAGCAACUGUUGCUAAGUUAUUCUUAAAUACAGCAAUGGAAUCCAUGAUUCUUUGAAUGGAGAGCUGGUAAAAGACUCUGCCCAGAGUCUUUUCUCUGUUAUAAAAGAGGAAACAUCUGA
Molecule: messenger RNA, 3411 nt
Organism: Seriola aureovittata
Lineage: Eukaryota; Metazoa; Chordata; Actinopteri; Carangiformes; Carangidae
Product: regulator of G-protein signaling 5-like
Exons: 5
Coding region: 110-661 (183 amino acids)
Source: RefSeq, a predicted model, not a curated record